This is a messenger RNA of Xyrauchen texanus (razorback sucker), 2007 nucleotides long. Its product is annotated as dnaJ homolog subfamily B member 12-like. The coding region runs from base 32 to 1150 and encodes 372 amino acids. Gene Ontology annotation, molecular function: Hsp70 protein binding. Gene Ontology annotation, biological process: cellular response to misfolded protein. Gene Ontology annotation, cellular component: endoplasmic reticulum membrane. The record is from RefSeq and is a predicted model, not a curated record. Lineage: Eukaryota; Metazoa; Chordata; Actinopteri; Cypriniformes; Catostomidae. The transcript has 9 exons.
GGGAUCAUCAGUAAUCAGUUCCGCCGUCGCAAUGGAAUCAAACAAGUACGAUGCGGAUCGCUGCAUCAAAAUUGCAAUCGAAGCGCUGAGGGACAGUCAGCCCGACAAAGCUAGACGUUUUCUCGAAAAGGCACAGAGACUGUUUUCCACCGACAUGGCGAAAGAUUUAUUAGAGUCUAUUUCUAAGAAUGGAGGACCUUCCACAAGUGAAGAUCACAAUGGCGAAAAUGAUGCUGCAGGUUUACGAAACAGAGGGCACAACACCAAAAACCACUCCUCUGGACACGGUGCCACAGAAUCAUCCAAAACCUACACAGCAGAACAGCUAGAUGCUGUCAAAAGAAUAAAGAGGUGUAAGGACUAUUAUGAGAUUCUUGGUGUCACUAAAGAAGCCUCGGAGGAUGAUUUAAAAAAAGCCUAUAGAAAGUUGGCUCUGAAGUUCCAUCCAGAUAAAAACCAUGCGCCUGGUGCCACUGAAGCAUUUAAAGGUAUAGGUAAUGCUUACGCAGUUCUUAGUAACCCUGAAAAAAGGAAGCAGUAUGAAGUUUAUGGUGAAGAAAAAGCCCACCCAUCUCAGCAUAGGACCUAUCACAGAAAUUUUGAGGCAGAUAUUUCCCCCGAGGACCUCUUCAAUAUGUUCUUUGGAGGUGGAUUUCCAGCCAGUAAUGUGCAUGUGUACAGCAAUGGCAGGAUGAGGUUCAACCAUCACCACCGAAAUGAACGACAAGAACAGCCGAGAGAAGGUGGCCUUGCCUUGUUUGUACAGCUGAUGCCCAUACUUUUUCUCAUCAUUGUCUCAGCUCUUAGCCAGAUGAUGGUCUCGAACCCCACCUACAGCCUCAGCCACAGAGCAUCCACAGGCCACACAAACAGGCGACACACGGCCACUCUGAAGGUGCCUUACUAUGUGGGUGACCAAUUCUCUGUGGAAUAUACAGGAAUGAAUCUCAAGAAUGUUGAACAAAGUGUGGAGGAUGACUACAUAUCAAAUCUGAGAAACAACUGCUGGAAGGAGAAACAACAAAAGGAAGUGUUGUUGUAUCGGGCACGUUAUUUUGGAGAUUCAGAAUUGUACCAAAGGGCGCAGGAAAUGGCAACACCCAGUUGCUCAAAGCUUUCAGAUGUACAGGUUCUACUACAUGGACACUGAGUAGCAGAAAAUAGUGUCCUGUUUUGGUGUCAUUCAAAAACGAUUGUCUUCAGAAAUGUUCUGCUCUCUCUGCUAAAAUGGGGCAUUGUACUGCAUCAGCUAAAGAGAAGCAAAGAUAGCCCAUCCUGGUGCCACAGGGAUUCACUCUCAUCUUUCCUUCAAAAUUGCCAGUUGCAACUCUUAAAAUGUAACCUGAGAAAUGGUCAAAAUUAAAAUGUAUUAAGUGAAUAAAAAAAUUAAUAAUUGUAUGCUUUAGUGGUAGAGAGGAACGUAAACAGCUGUCAAAGGAUGAUCAAUGCUGCUAGUUUAUUGCUUAUUAUUGUUACUUACCUCUUUCCUUCUCAAAGCAUUUUUUAACACCCGUGUUUGGGUUUUUUGAGACGUUCCAAGAUUUUAGUAGUUAUUAUCUGACCAAAGGAAAUUAAAUGAUUACCCUGGUUUCAUUUAGCAUUUAGUGAAUUAUUCUGUGUGGUUGUGCCAGUUGGAUUUUUUUAAAAGAAUGUUUGAGAUUUAUGCAAAUGAGAAAUUAAUAUUUGUAUUUAUUUAAUUGUAUCAAGAUAGGUUUUCAUUUAAUAUAUUUGUCCAGAUGGAAUAGGAUAUUAAUUUUAACUAAUUUGUCUUGUAAAGUGUAGAUUGAGGGUUCUAAAGCAUAUUCAAGUGCCUUGCCAGCUCCGGUCUUGCUGUAUACUGUAACUCUCUGCAUAUAUGUAAUAUAGAAAGGUAUAAAACAUAAGUGCUUAGCCUGAGUGUGUGCUGAGAACAAUUAGCAACUAAACUCAUUGUGAUUUAUUUAAAAAAAAUUCACAUUCCUUUUUCUUGCUUUUUUUUUUUUUUUUUUUUAAACCUGUAAUGUACAC